This is a messenger RNA of Recurvomyces mirabilis, 918 nucleotides long. RefSeq lists its product as uncharacterized. Bases 1 to 918 code for a protein of 305 amino acids. Lineage: Eukaryota; Fungi; Ascomycota; Dothideomycetes; Mycosphaerellales; Teratosphaeriaceae. The record is from RefSeq and is a predicted model, not a curated record. The transcript has 3 exons.
AUGGCGUACAAUUACAAGUACCCGCCCCAGCAGCAUGGCCAGCCGGCUAUGCAUGACUGCUCGCAGCAGCAGUAUCAAGGACAGACUGCAACUGGCUACGCUCCCGCACAAUAUCAAUACGGUCAGCAACCACUACAAGCGCCGAGCAUACCUCUGAAGCCAAUGUACACAGUCUCGAGUACCUCCCUGGACCCGAGUCAGGCAGACUACUCGCCUCUAACCCCCAACACACCCACGGACCCACAACUCCUUCGCCUCUCCGCCCAAGAUUCCAAGAUCAAGAACAAUGUCCGCGUCCUGCGCCUCGUCUCACGCGUCCUAGCCACCAUCCUCAGCGCCGCGCCACUCGCGCCCUUGGCAAUGACUAUCUACAAAUUUCUUAGGACAAAAGACACCUACUUCACAGUCAACGGCCAAAAGCGGACAGCUUGGGCUCAAGAUACCCAUACCAUCUUCACCUACGUCUACUUCAGCGCAGCACUAGUCUCAUUCCUUUUCGACCUGGGAGUUCUAUUGGCGUACUUCCGUGGCGUAAAGAAAGCUAAUGCUGCGGCUCAGGUGGGCAAGUGGUGGCAUAAGGGUCUUUUGGUCAUGGAGGUGUGUGUUUGGGUUGGGACUGCGGCGUAUUAUCGGUAUGGAAAGGUGCCUGUUGAUGGGAAGUUUCGGGAUCUCUGGGGAUGGACUUGUAGCCAUCAAGCGAAAGAGCUGCAGGCUGUGAUCACGAACGUCAACUUUGCCAGGUAUUGUACCAUCCAGACUUCAUCCUUCUACUCCGGAAUUGCGAAGGUGCUUACACUCCUACUCACGAGAAUGCUGUACAUAGGCGUCUUGAUGCGGCUGCGGUCGAAGAAGAAGCUGGCAGGUGCGAUGGCUUACCAGGCAGACGAGGCAAAGGAACCUUUACGAGCAUCAGGAUGA